GUUGUUUUUUUUUGUUUUGUUUUGCUUUGUUUUUUUAAUUACCUGUCGUUUGUUUUGUCUCAUUCCCAAUGACAGCCUUUUGAUUAAACAAACCCAAGUCCCAGAGGAAUUCAGCACAGUGCGCUAAUUAUGCCGCUUGGGCAUCAGUAACACGUCACCGCUGUAACAGUAUACAGAAUAGCAUAGAAUAACACUCGGCGUUUAAUCACCAUUUGAUGAGACACAUUUAUGCAAAAAAACAAGAUAUUCGAGAUAUUCGGGGGUUUAUCAAAUAAAUAUUUUGGAUUUAAUCCACAGCGGACAGCAAUCUACAGCGGGGUGCUGAUGACGGGGAUACGCUGCCCUCUAGCGGUGCGCCACCGCAAUAACGCUGUUGUAUUGACCCAUGAAUGGCGUUGUUUUUUUGCAUUGUGCAAGAACGCACACAGCAGCUUAAAACAUUAAACAUUAUUUAUGAGACAAAUACAUAUUUUAUAAUUGGCAAAGCAAUCGUGUUCAACGUGGUUUUAAAAAAAUAAAAUAAAGUGGACUCGAUUGUCUAUUAUACAGAAUAAAAACAGGAGACUAUGCAUGAGGAGAGAGCGAUAUAAAAGCGUCACACUGACUGUGCAUUUUCGCAUGCGCACUACAGCACACAUUCUCUCAUUGCCAAAGGGCAGCUGCACUUGUGAAAAUGGAGAGCUCGGACCUAGCGCUUCAUUCCGAUAACGCGGGGGACGUGGCCACAGCCUCUACUUUCCGUCAGUUCCAGAUCCGACACUUUCACCUCGAUCUGGACGUGGAUUUCGACAAGAAAAACGUCUCCGGGAGAGAGAGGCUGGAUUUGAGAUGCAUGCGGGACUCCCAGGAGCUGGUCCUGGACGUACACCCCACUCUGUUAGUGGAGGCGGUGUCUUAUUCGCCGGGUAAAGCCGGUAACACAGACUCGAUCAAAAUCAAGCAUGAAACGCGGAGUUUUACGCGCUACGGGAGCGCGCUGGUUUUGGCAUUCCCUGCACGGUGGAAAGCGGGGGACGAGUUCCGAGUAGACAUUGAGUAUGUUGCAACUGACGGGCCGGGGGUGUGCUGGCUGGAUCCAGAGCAGACCGCGGGGAAGAACAAACCCUUUGUGUUCACCCAGGGUCAGGCUGUACUGAACCGAUCCUUCUUCCCGUGCUUUGACACUCCAGCAGUGAAAAGCACUUACUCUGCCUCGGUGAAGGUGCCGGAGGGGUUUACGGCGGUGAUGAGCGCGACCACGUGGGAGCACAGGCGGGCAGAGCGCACGUUCCUCUUCAACAUGGUGCAGCCGGUCCCCUCCUAUCUGGUGGCCCUGGCAGUCGGGGACCUGGUCUCGGCGGACGUGGGGCCCAGGACUCGCGUGUGGAGUGAGCCCUGCCUCCUCCAGGCUGCUCAACAGGAGUACGACGGGGUGAUCGAAGAGUUCCUCGCUGUCGCAGAGGAGCUGUUUGGACCCUACGUGUGGGGCAGGUACGACGUGCUGUUCAUGCCCCCCUCCUUCCCGUUCGGGGGCAUGGAGAACCCCUGCCUCACCUUCGUCACCCCCUGCCUGCUGGCUGGGGAUCGCUCCCUGGCCGACGUCAUCGUGCACGAGAUCUGCCACAGCUGGUUCGGCAACCUGGUCACCAACGCCAACUGGGGGGACUUCUGGCUGAACGAGGGCUUCACCAUGUACGCACAGCGGAGAGUCUGCACCCAGAUCUACGGCGCUGCCUACGCCAGUCUGGAAGCCGCUACGGGCCGAUCUCUGCUCCGGCAGCACAUGGACACCACCGGAGAGCAGCACCCUCUCAACAAGCUGCGUGUGCAGAUCGAGCCGGGCGUGGAUCCCGAUGACACGUACAACGAGACCCCCUAUGAGAAGGGGUUCUGCUUCGUGUCCUACCUGGCUCACCUGUGCGGGGAACAGAGCCGAUUCGACGCCUUCCUGAAGGCCUACCUGGACAAGUUCAAGUUUCGCAGCGUUCUGGCUGAAGACGCUCUGGAAUUCUACCUGGAUUAUUUCCCUGAUCUGAAGGAGAAAGGGGUUCACGAAAUAGCAGGGCUGCAGUUCGAGAGUUGGUUGAACACCCCGGGCUGGCCCCCUUACCUGCCUGACCUCUCCCCGGGGUUGACCCUUAUGAAGCCAGCAGAGCAGUUGGCACAGUUAUGGGCGGCGGAGACCCUGGACCUCCCUGCCAUCAAAGCUGUGGACACCAGCUCCUGGAAAACCUACCAGACUGUCUACUUCCUGGACAAAGUCCUGGAGAACUCUCCCUUGCCCACAGGGAACGUGCAGCAGCUGGAGGAGCAGUACCCCAACGUUUCGAGGGCGAAGAACGCUGAGCUGCGUCUGCGCUGGGCUCAGAUAGUGCUGAAGAAUCACCACGAGCCGCAGUUCCACCAAGUCAGGAGCUUCCUGCACUCCCAGGGAAAGCAGAAGUACACCCUCCCCCUCUACCGAGCCAUGUGGAGUGGGACAGAGCAAACCAAAGCCCUGGCGAUGGAAAUAUUCUCCAGCACAGCCAAGCAGCUCCACUCCAAUGUGCGCAGCUAUGUGAAGAGAGUCCUAUCCGGAGUCCUGCCUCCUCCAGCCCCCUGACACAGAGAGCUUUCACUUUUUGCAUCCUUUCCUCCACAGGCAUCGCUUUUCUGUAAUAAAACAUUGAGUCGCGUUUGUCUUGGUUUUUUCUUUCAUUAAGACGCUCGCAGUGUCAGGAUUCCUCAGCUUCUAUGCUUUGCUAACAGAAGCAGGCAAGUUCUCCUAUUGGUUUGUUUUCAGAGAGCCUGCUCAAGUUAACAUUAGCCAGCCCCAGACUGGCGUCUGCACAACUUCUAUGAGUUAAAAUGGCACUAGAACGACAGUGUUAGUAUACCAUGCACACUU
Messenger RNA from Polyodon spathula (Mississippi paddlefish), 2866 nucleotides. Its product is annotated as arginyl aminopeptidase (aminopeptidase B). Gene Ontology annotation, molecular function: metalloaminopeptidase activity; zinc ion binding. Gene Ontology annotation, biological process: proteolysis. Bases 674 to 2581 code for a protein of 635 amino acids. The transcript has 11 exons. The record is from RefSeq and is a predicted model, not a curated record. Lineage: Eukaryota; Metazoa; Chordata; Actinopteri; Acipenseriformes; Polyodontidae.